This is a messenger RNA of Lycium ferocissimum, 2167 nucleotides long. RefSeq lists its product as uncharacterized. The transcript has 2 exons. Bases 322 to 2142 code for a protein of 606 amino acids. The record is from RefSeq and is a predicted model, not a curated record. NCBI's taxonomy places the organism in Eukaryota, Viridiplantae, Streptophyta, Magnoliopsida, Solanales, Solanaceae.
UGAUGGAACAAAAGUGCUACUCUAUUACCUUAUUACUAUUUUGGAACAGAAAAAAACACUGUCGUUUUGUGCUCUAUCUAACAAAAAAUCAAUUAAAAAUGAGUCAAGGGCCAAUUGGGGUUAAACAAAUAGUACCUAAUUUCAUUACGUGCAAGAGAGAAAUGCUGUUUUGCUGCCUCUCAGUGUUGUCAUAGCAGCAACUUUUCAAAAUUCAAUGAAGAAGUAUUUUCCCAAGUACCAAAACCGAGUUUGACGCCUCAUAAUCAACCUAACCAGGAAGCAAAUGUCAACCAAUUAGAAGAACCAUUGGAUUCAUUCCAGAUGACUUCUUAUCAAGUUAAGCAUGAGGAUCAGGUUCGCUUAGCUGCUUCGGUUGAUGUGGUAAGACUUCUUAUAAAACAAGGAAUGUCAUUUUGGGGUUAUGAUGAAUCUGAAUCAUCACAUGACAGGGGUAAUUUUCUUGAAAUUCUUUCAUGGUAUGCGAAAAGGUCCGAGGACGUUCAUGAUUUUGUAUUGGAACAUGCUCCACAAAAUGAUCAAAUGACUUCUCCGAUGAUUCAAAAAGAUAUUGUGACUGCAUGUAAGAUAGAAACAAUUAAGGCUAUCAUAGAUGAAUUAAACGGCGACUACUUUGCCUUAUUGGUUGAUAAAUCUUUUGAUGUGUUGCACAAGGAGCAAAUGACUAUUGUUCUACGAUAUAUUGAUAGAAGGGGAUUUGUGAUGGAGCGUAUCAUUGACAUUGUCCAUGUUCAAGAUACUGGUGUUUUAUCUUUAAAGAGGGCAAUCGUUGAUUUACUUGCUCAUCAUUCCUUGAGUCUAUCUUAUGUGCGUGGACAAUGUUAUGAUGUAGAGAGUGACAUGCAUGAUAAUAUCAAAGGUCUUAAGAUGUUGAUUAGACAAGAAAAUAGAUCGGCUCAUUCUCUUCACUGUUUCGCUCAUCAACUUCAACAUACUCUUGUUAUGGUUUCUGCACAAUGUGUUCAAGUGGGGCAACUUGUAUUAUUGGUUUCAAAUAUUAUGAAUGUGUUGGGAGCUAUGGAUGAAUUCCAAGUAUCUCAACGAGAAAAAAUUCGAGAGGCAUUAGAUAUGGGUGAGCUUACAACUGGUAGGAACUUGCUACAAGAACUUGAUCUUAUUAAAGCUGGUGAUAUUAGUUGGGGAUCUCACUACAAAUCUUUUAGCAAUUUUAUCCUUUUGUUUGGCUCCAUUAUAGAUAUACUUGAUGCUAUUGUUACAGAUGCACAUUCUUUAGAUGAAAGAGCUAGGGCAUCGGAAUAUCUCAGAACUAGUCAAACAUUUGAGAUUGCUUUUAUAUUGCACUUGAUGAAAGAUGUUUUAGCAAUCACAUAUGAGCUUAAUGAAUCCUUACAAAAGAAGGAGGAGGACAUUGCAAAUGCUAUGCUACUUGUUGAAAUAGCAAAGGGAAUGUUGCCAAAGUUAAAGGACAAUGGAUGGGAUCCCCUUAUUGAUAAGGUAUCAACAUUUUGUAUCAAACAUAACAUUUUGAUACCUAAUUUUGAUGAGCCAUAUGUUACCUUUGGAAGACGACGUAAACCUGCCGAUUAUAAUGUCUUACAUCAUUAUCAUGUUGAUGUGUUUUGUAAAAUUGUUGAUUGGCAACUUCAAGAACUUAAUGAUCUUUUUGACAAGGUGACAAUUGAUUUGCUUCAUGGAGUUGCUUGUUUGAAUCCAAUUGACUCAUUUUCUAGUUUUGAUAUUAGGAAGGUAAUGAGAAUGGCCGAAUUAUAUCCUGAUGACUUUGAUGAGUUUAGUAUGGGUGCUCUUGAGAAUCAACUUGCGACUUACAUUAUUGAUGUUCGUGAUAUUGAUGAAAGGUUCUCCAAUGUAAAUGGACUUUGUGACCUUUCAAGAAAAUUAGUUCAGACAAAGAAGCAUCUAAAUUAUCAUCUUGUAUUCCGCUUAGUGAAACUUGCCUUGCUUCUACCAAUUGCAACUGCAUCCGUUGAAAGAGCUUUUUCGGCCGUGAAGUUUAUCAAGAAUGAUAUGUUGGACAGAAUGGAUCAUGAAUUUUUGAGAGGUUGCUUAAUACCUUACGUAGAAAGAGAGGUAUUUGAUGCUAUUUCUAAUGAUGCUAUUAUAAAAACUUUUCAAGAGAUGAAAUCUCGUCAAGUACAAUUGUAAUAGUUUAUUUGAGUUGUGCUUUCAA